Messenger RNA from Spea bombifrons (plains spadefoot toad), 776 nucleotides. It is a transcript of the gene DAP, whose product is annotated as death associated protein. Gene Ontology annotation, molecular function: death domain binding. Gene Ontology annotation, biological process: negative regulation of autophagy; cellular response to amino acid starvation; apoptotic signaling pathway. The transcript is spliced from 4 exons. The record is from RefSeq and is a predicted model, not a curated record. Lineage: Eukaryota; Metazoa; Chordata; Amphibia; Anura; Pelobatidae. The coding region runs from base 125 to 448 and encodes 107 amino acids.
AGGAAUAAAGAGGAAAUAGGGCGGAGAUUAACGCUACUGCUGAUGUGUGAGCUGUUGUGAUCAAGCUGCAGUUUACUGUACUUUAACGUUUCCUUGCAGAGAUCCCAACAGUUAAAAGGAAGACAUGUCUUCUCCUCCCAAAGAGAAAACGGACACCAAAGCCGGUCACCUUCCUGCUGUUAAAGCGGGAGGAAUGAGAAUUGUGCAGAAGCAUCCGCAUACUCCUCAUGUAGAAACCAAAGAGGAGAAGAACAAAGAGGAGGAGAAUUGGGAAAGCGGUAUUGUCCCACCUAAACCACCUUUAAUUAUCUCUGGAGCUGUUACAAGGGGUGACAAGGACUUUCCUCCAGCAGCUGCUCAGGUUGCUCAUCAGAAGCCUCAUCCUUCUGUUGAAAAGUUGCCUCCUGCCCAUCAUGUUAACCAGCAUAUUAAUCAGCCCCGCAAGUGAAGAGCAAGCACGACAAAAACACAAUCACCCUUUCUUGAAAGCAGGGUUUUAACAAACUUUUCUGAUAUAUGAUGGCAAUUUAAUAAAGUGGUUAAUGUUUAUCAAGAAUUUUAACACAAUCAAAAACAAAUAUAAACAGAAUGUUAGACUCCCUUGUUGGGAUUUAUUCACUAAAGCAGGAGUUGUAAGGAUAGUUUGCAAGAAAUUGUGCUUUGGACACACUGACUUCAUUCUGCUUUAUAAUGUGCUAUCCCUGCCAAGCUUCUGCUACAAAGAGGGCUGACCCGGGCCUGCAUAAUGCAAAGUUCAAAUGAUGAAAAAAUAGAAA